Molecule: messenger RNA, 945 nt
Organism: Melampsora larici-populina 98AG31
Lineage: Eukaryota; Fungi; Basidiomycota; Pucciniomycetes; Pucciniales; Melampsoraceae
Exons: 5
Coding region: 1-945 (314 amino acids)
Molecular function (GO): nucleotidase activity
Source: RefSeq, a predicted model, not a curated record
AUGCAUCUCCGUAUUCUCACAGUUUUUUAUGAAGCCUUCGUAAUUCUACUUUUAUCGCUUGCCGCGCCUGGUGUUUUCGGAAUUGAUAGAUCACAAAUCAAGAUACUUCAAGGGAAUGAUGAUGGAUGGGCAGAAGCGAAUAUUAGAGCUGCAUAUAAAGUUUUCACCCAAGCGGGAUAUCAAUCAAUAAUAUCAGCACCAACGGAGAACAAAAGUGGUUCUGGAUCUUCUUCAGCACAACCAAAGAAAUUGGAGAAAGUUGGACAGUAUAGCUCAAUUAAAAAGGGUUCUCCAGGAAUUGGGAAUGACGAAGCAGAUGAUCAUAUUUGGUAUGUCAACGCAUUUCCGCUCGAUGGCAUACGAUAUGGCCUUGACACCCUGGUAGGGAAAUAUUUCGGAGGCGAUCCACAAUUGGUGGUCACUGGUCCAAACGUAGGAAAGAAUGUGAACCUCAUGGAUCUCUUUUCCGGCACAUUAGGAGCAGCUUUAUAUGCUACCAGUCGAGGGAUUCCAGCUAUCGCGAUCUCUGCAGCUGAUGAUUAUCGGCACAGUUACCAAGAUUCUAUAGCUCAUGAUUCAAGUCAAAUUUACGCUCAAGCUUCUUUAAGAAUUAUAGAAGCUUUAGUGCAAGGGCCUUCAGAUUCUCCAUAUUUACCCGUUAACCUCACCUUGAAUGUUAACCUUCAAGCAGCUGGCCCUGGUAAAAAUUGUCAAACUGCGAAUGAUUAUAAAUUUGUACUCACAACUAUUCAUCGAGCUUAUGUUGAACAUGAUCUUCAGCAUUGUGGUUCGAAACGACUGGAGAGUGAAGCUAGUAUAAUCCGCAGGAAAUCAGGUUGUUGGGCUAGUAUUAGUGGGGUUCAUAAUCGAUUUGGUGUUAGAGCCAACAUCGCCGAACAAGAACAUGUACGAAACCGGUUUGGAGACUUUCUCUCAUGUCCCUGA